AUGUCUAAACCACCAUCUUCAACUAGCGACGUGCUUUUGUACAUUCUCGCCAUCUUCCUGCCCCCUCUCGCUGUUCUCUUGAAGACCGGAUGUGAUUCCAACUUCAUCAUCAACAUCCUCCUCACCAUUCUGAGUUGGCUGCCUGGAUGUAUCCAUGCCUGGUGGGUCAUCACAAAGUAUGAGGAACCAGCUCAUUCGCAUAUCCAUUAG
Molecule: messenger RNA, 210 nt
Organism: Rhinocladiella mackenziei CBS 650.93
Lineage: Eukaryota; Fungi; Ascomycota; Eurotiomycetes; Chaetothyriales; Herpotrichiellaceae
Exons: 3
Coding region: 1-210 (69 amino acids)
Cellular component (GO): membrane
Source: RefSeq, a predicted model, not a curated record